AUGGAGCAAGACCAGAUUCCCAGCCAGAAGCCUGGCCAUCCGCCUGUUCAGUCGGCCCUCCUUGAAACGCGGACCGCCGAAAACAGCGCCGCUCACCUGCUGCCCAAGCUGCAGUCCAUGAAGGAGUCCAAACCCGGAUUGAGGCUCCUGGACGUCGGUGCCGGGCCGGGGACCAUCUCGGUGGGUUUUGCGAAGCUCCUCCCGGACGGCCACGUUACCGGCAUCGACGUCAACCCCAGGGUCUUGCCGCGGGCUCGAGCCGUCGCCGAGAUUGCCGGCGUUACAAACAUCGAGUUUCAAGAGGGCAGUGUCCACAAGCUCCCGUUUGCGGACGAGACGUUCGACGUCACCUAUUGCCAUCAGGUGCUGACCCACGUUGGCAACCCGUGGGACGCGCUGCGUGAAAUGCUCCGGGUCACGAAGCGAGGCGGCGUCGUCGCCGCCCGCGAGGGCGACUACGAGACGGAGUGCGUCUGGCCCGACGUUCCCGAGCUGUCCAAGACCCACAGCCUCAUUGCUGCCCUCAUGCGUGCCGGCGGUGGCACUUCAACUGCAGGCCGACAGCUGUUGUCCUGGGCACUCAGGGCCGGUAUAGAGCGGAGCCGGAUCACGGUCAGCUCCAGUACAUGGCUGUACGCCACGCCAAGCGACAGGAGAAUCUGGGCCCAAGGCAUGUGCGAUCCUCUUCGGAAAGGUUCUUUGCGCGACAAAGCUCUCCAGUCCGGCUUAGCUACCGAGGAUAACUUCGAAGAUAUGGCCAAGGCUUGGGAGGCGUGGGCGGAGAUCGAAGAUGCGACUAUGGCCAUGAUGCACGGAGAAAUUCUCGUCCAGAAGUAA
Exophiala spinifera is the source of this 837-nucleotide messenger RNA. RefSeq lists its product as uncharacterized. Bases 1 to 837 code for a protein of 278 amino acids. NCBI's taxonomy places the organism in Eukaryota, Fungi, Ascomycota, Eurotiomycetes, Chaetothyriales, Herpotrichiellaceae. The transcript has 2 exons. Gene Ontology annotation, cellular component: endoplasmic reticulum. The record is from RefSeq and is a predicted model, not a curated record. Gene Ontology annotation, biological process: sterol biosynthetic process. Gene Ontology annotation, molecular function: sterol 24-C-methyltransferase activity.